Annulohypoxylon maeteangense is the source of this 3295-nucleotide messenger RNA. RefSeq lists its product as uncharacterized. The record is from RefSeq and is a predicted model, not a curated record. Bases 433 to 2958 code for a protein of 841 amino acids. NCBI's taxonomy places the organism in Eukaryota, Fungi, Ascomycota, Sordariomycetes, Xylariales, Hypoxylaceae. The transcript has a single exon.
CUUGCGCACUGUACCUACAUCUUCCCGCCUUCCCAAUGGACCUUUCAUCCCAUCUUGAAAGUUAGUCCUGAGUCAGAUCUAGUUUCAUGUUUGCGAGUAGUGAACCUGCGCUUUUCUGGCAUAGCUUAGGCCAUCUCGAUUCUAGUUGUCACACAUCAUUUGAACUUUCAACUCGACUCCUAAACCACCCUGCUUCCUUCUUCCAUCCAAACAAUCACCUAAAUUUUCUCACCCUUUUCUACUUCUUUUAAUUAUCGGAUUUCAUCUUCCUUCACAGGUUAAUCAAUUUUCACUGUUGAUUGCUGUUGAUCACCUCGUGUCAUCCAUCAUCAUCUUUCACCCACUCUACUUCGUCUUAGAUCACUCAGCUAUUCAACCCAUAUUUCACGUCUCUUUGACUUGCACGCAUUGAAAUUCACCACACUCUUCACCAUGCCUCCCAAUUCCUUCAUGGAAUGGGUGGUUGGUCAGAAUGUGAUCCCUCGACCGAAGGACUAUGCACGAUCAAGGGACUACACGGAACGUCGACGCCGAUCUGUUUUUGCACUAGAACUUGACACGGAUGAUAUAAACCAAACUGACACCAUUAAGGUGACCUACCCAAGAACUGGACGGUCGUCAUCCAACCCAUACAACAAACAGACCAAUGCCCCGAAAUCCGUUCGGUUUGUCGAGAACGGCCGCUUGAUAGGAACCCCGAAAAUAGGAGUGGAAACCAAGCCUCUACUCAAACCGCACACAGAUGCUUGUCUGAACUCGGGUACCAACGGCAAUCAAAAGAUGAUAGAGGAGGAAGUAAUCAUGGAUUGUCCCUGUGCCGAUUGUACUGCAGCACAAAAGAAGGCCGAGUCAUUGUUAGAUGAUAUCAACAAAAGUGCAGCUGCCGUGCAUGCUCGCCAUAAGGCAAAUAUAGCUGCAAAGGAAGCUGCAAGAGUGGCCAUGAAGACAGAACCGAUCAAGCCCAAGCCGAACGUCAAGAAGCAGAAGCCUAAGCCCAAGGCUAAGAAAAGCAAGGAGAAGUCCAACAGCGAGGCUAAAAUGACCAAAGUCACGAUAAUUGAGUCUGAGACAGAGGUCGAAGCCGAUACUGAGUCCGAGUCUGAGUCCGAGGAGGAGGAGGAGGAAGAGGAAGAGGAAGAGGAAGAGGUCCCGAAGAAGAAGGGAGCCAAGAAAAGCAAAGCCAGCGAGCAGAAGCCUGAAAAGGUCACCAAAAAAAUCCAACAGGAUAAGAAAGGUGAUCAGAGCAAGAAAGAAAAACAGGGCGAAGAGGAUUCAGCGACGAGUCAGAAACGGGACAAUAAGGAAGAUGGGAAGUCCAAGCAAUCAGCAAGCACGGUUGGCGAUGGUGGACUCGCUUUUGAGGUAGCCAUGAAGUAUAACACGGAAAGGCUGAUCAGAAAAGAAGUAGAGAGGAUCAAGGCUAAGGCUGAGGAAGAAGAGGCUAAAGCUAGAGAAGAGAAGGCUAAAGCCAAUGAAGAGGAAGCCAAGGCUGAGGAAGAAAAGGCUAUAGCCAAGGCCAAGGCCAAAGCUAGAGCUAAGGCUAAGGCUGAAGCUAAAGCUGAGGCUAAGGCUGAGGCUAAGGCUAAGGUCAAAGCUGAAGCUAGGGCUGAGGCUGAAGCUGAAGCUGAGAAGCAACUUCCUUCUCGCAAUCCACGGCCCGACAAUCGGCAUGUGAGCUUCCUCCUACCAAGCCAGUCUCGUGUAGUGCAUGUUGAGCAUUCUUACAAAGAACCUGGCGACCCCCAUCCCAAUGCCUUCUAUGACAAUAGAAACGACAUUAUGCGUCUGUACUAUAGACCAGCUUAUGGAAACCCGAACGCGGCCGGUAACAUUUACGACAACCAGCCAUUCCCCAUCGGUACAACACAUCCACUAGAGAACCCGUAUUAUAACGGAUUCAAACCUACCCCCUAUCCAGGACAUGUGCCUCGGACAUAUUACCCAUAUGACCACAGUCCUGCUGGUGCGCCACCUAGCCCGCCUCGAGAGUCUCAGUGGUUUAGGGGAAAUGGCACUAUCCGCGUAGGAAAGACUCCAGACUAUGAGAACGAUUUCGACCGAGAAAAUUACGAACGAGAAGUUCGAGAUGCUAACCUAUCAGCAACCAACUCGGCUAAAGACAGCCCAGUGUCGAAGAAUAGCGAUCGAGUUGGACGAUCAAAUGUCGCUCCGGACGUCAAGGUUAACAACGGAGGAGCUCGCGACACUGAAAACGUCCACGGCCCGCAGAAACGCUCAAGGUCUAGAGAUGGGAGCCAGAAUGGUGGAAAAGGUGGUACUAAGGAAGAACCAGUACGGCAAGUGCUACGCGAUAUUAUGGUGAAGGAAAAGGCCGAAAUGGCCGCGAGAGCUGGCAAUAACGUCGCUAGUCCCACUGCCAACAGCAACCAUUCGGGCGGAAGCCACCCUUGGGGAGUAGGCGGCGACACGAAGUCUCGCGGAUCUGGUAGUAACAAGGGUGGUAAAGACAGCGAGUGGGGCCCAGUUGGUCUAUCAAAUAACGAUCGCCUGGAUGAAUGGGGUAAUGGGAGCAUUCGUAACUGGGAUAACUGGGGUGGCGGAAGCAACGCGAGUGUUCACAGCGGAUCUAACCGCAGCAACAAGUCCAGCAGCAGCUCUAAAGCUAGCAGUACGCACAGCAAAGUAAGGCAAUCUGUACCUGGCGGUUGGGUUAGUCCAACAAAAUCAGAGAUGUCUACUUAUUCGAGACCUCCUGGCACGGCCCCAGACAACGUUGGCCCAGAUCUGACCAGCUCUAAGAAGACAUCAGAAGGCAUUUCCACGGACGAGAAGGCUGGUAAACACAAGCACCGGAAGAACAAGAACAAGAAUAAAUCAGGCUGGAAAGACACCGGUGUGGCCCAGAGCUCCGGCGGCGUCUUCGACGAGGAUGAUGACAAUGGUGGCAGACAUUGGGACGAGGGCAGGAAAGAGGGUCGGGGCCAAUCAGAGUGGUAGGGCAGGUUCGAUUUAGGUCUUCCUUAUGUAUGGCUCCAGGCAUGGAUCUUCCUUGCCGUGGUCUUCUGUUUCCGAACGGAACCUCUCAGAAGAUUUGGGAACUAGGGGCCAAUCUCAGUUUCACUGGAAGCUCAUUCACUACUCCAGUCCCGUUUCCUAUCUGACGUAUUCGAGUUCGGGGCGCUUUGGCGUUUAUAUACCCGGAUAUACUGGCAGGAACACCUGCACACAUGUCAGAGAUGUUGCGGUCAUAUUUAGGAUGAUCCGUAACGUGUUUAGUUAUACAUCGGCACAGGCGGUAUGCAAGACCGCUUGGUAAAGGUGGAGGAAGAGUCGU